AUGACCCAUGCUAGCUGCAGUAGCUGGGAAGCUCAGUUCGUCUCAUUUCCACACGCUUUAAGAGCUUCUGUUUCAAGAACAGAAGCAGGAAAUUCCGAGGCUGCGGACGAGACGGCAGAACAGGUGGCUGCCACUGCAACCACAGCCAUGCUACGCCCCAUCAAUUCUUCGUUAAAUUCCCUGUAUGCGAAACAACGGCAGAAGGAGCAUGCAGGAGAGCAACAGGAGCUGCUGCCGCUGCAAGAGCAGCGGCAGGAUCAAGGACAGCAACACAACGGCUCUGGUCUCAAGGCAUCUCUGCAGGGAUUGCAGCAGCAGCUGCAGGAGCAGCAGCGCUGGCACCGCAUUAAGGCCAAGGAAUUGCAACAGCAGCAGCAGCAGCAACAGCAGCAACAGCAACAGCAACAUCGGAAGCAGCGAGUCUCCUAUCAGUCAGAGACAAGUACGCUGGCUGCUGUGGCUGCAGUCCCUGUGGCAGAAGCGACUGCAGGAGUGUCCCCUAGGUCAGAGGCAGCCUCAGCGCAGCCUGAUGCUGCUGGUGGCAUUGCUAAAGCAUUAGACGCUUCAGAGGCAGAUGUAGACAGCCGCAAGGCUCUACAUCGUCGUCGCGCUGCCCGCCGCUCAGCAAUCGCGGCAGCUGCAGCUGCCGCGGCUACAGCUGCCGUAGCUGCAAGAACGGAAGUCGAGUACUCUCCGUCUUCGCUUCAUGCCCGUGCCGGUGGCUCAGGCUCUGCAGAAGCUGCGACAGUAGCAAUCGCUUCAAGCAAAAUACCGACUGUGCGCCUGGAGAAACUUCGGGGAGUUCCCUCGACUCUACGGGAGGGCAUCGAGAAGCACGUCAUCUUGCCCUUCCUUGCGAACCACCUUCUUGAAGGCUACCAGCCGCCGGAGCCACCCCAACAGCAGCCUAGGCCAACAGAGGAGGCUGACGGGCUGAAUAAGGGGCAUUACGACGAGGGGAGGAAUUUAGACACCCCGGAUGAAAGCCUCUCUGGCCACAAAAGCAAGGGGCCCAGCACGAAGAGCAGCGACAAAAGCGGCAAUGGCCUUGUCUGUUCGCGCGGGGUGUUGCUAUGCGGUCCGCCAGGCGUGGGCAAGUCGCACGUUGCUGCUGCUAUAGUGGGUACCCUUGCGGAUCGCCUUCAGCAGCAGCAGCAGCAGCAGCAGCGUGCUACGCAGGCAGAAGGACAGCGGACGCUCACAGACAGCUGCACAAGCGACAACAGCGUUGAGGAGGAGGAGGGCAGCAGCAGUAGAGGUGACCAAGGCGGUCCGGUGCCGUUGCGCUACUACUCGCUUUCUGUUGCUGCCUGCACCUCACCAGGGGGUGAAGAGUUGCUGGAACAUACACUCAUGGCCUGCAGGGAUGCAGCCCCUUCGGUUUUGCUACUGGACAGGGUGGACUGCUUCGGCAGCAGUACGGCAAGCGUUGGUGAGGGCACCAGUGGCAGCAACAGCAGCGGCAGCAGCAGCAGUGGCAACAGUGCAGCCCUCAGCAGUCUUCUGGAUGCGCUCUGCAGGUCACUCGACGCGCUUAGAGGCACGCAGGUUUUCGCUCUGCGACGUAGUGGCCGAUUCGACAGGGAGCUGCAGCUGCCGCCUCCCAAUGUAGACGAGAGACUGGAGAUCCUUCAGGCCAUAGCGGCCUCCCUUCCCGUCAAGGUGAGAGUCGGAUUCGAGAGGAUAGCUGAGGAAACGGCUGGGGCUGUUGCCGCAGAUUUGCACGCGCUGCUUCACUCGGCACUCCUCGCAGCCCUCUAUCGCAAACAGCGGCAGGAUGCAGAUUGCAUGGACUCCUCCGCAAUGAUGGACGCAGCAGACGCGAAGGUCCCUGCACUCAGUGAUGUUUGUCUUGUGGAGGAGGAUCUGUGCGUCGCUUUGCGAGAGCUUCGGCUCACACUCGAAAAGGAAACAGGACACCUUGCAAAGGGGGCCCUUACUACUGAGUGGAAGGACGUUGGUGGACUCUACAAGGCAAAACGGCAAAUCGAAGACAAAAUAAUCUUUCCCGUACUCUUCCCGCAGCUCUACAAACAAGUUGGUCUGCGUCGGCCGAGCGGCGUAUUGUUGUAUGGGCCUCCGGGAUGUGGGAAGACGCUCCUAGCGCGCGCCCUUGCAAAGACUUGCAACGCUCACUUUAUAUCCGUAAAAGGCCCCGAGUUGCUCAGUAAGUUUGUUGGGGAGAGUGAAGCAUCUCUGCGCCGUCUCUUUAGGAAAGCCGCUGCCUUCGAGCCCACUGUCAUUUUCUUCGAUGAGAUUGACGCCCUUUGUGGAAGCAGAGGAGGAGCGCUAAACCAGCAGCACGCCGAGAAUGAAGCGGAGUAUUCUCAUUGGCGUCGGGUACAGCAGGAGGCGCAGGCUGAGGAGCGAGGCGAGGGGAGCGAGAAGGGCGAGAAGGAAGAGACGGGCGAGGGGGACAGAGCAGAGCUGACAGAGAGGCCUAAAACUGAGGGGCAGCUCAAGAAGCGGAGGCGCGUGGGCUUUCAGCCUCUUCGCUAUGGCAACAGCCAAAACAGCAGCAACAAAGUGGAGGAAAGGCUGAUUGCGCAGAUGCUCACAGAGCUGGAUGGUUUAACAGCGAGAGGACAGGUCUUUGUCGUUGCAGCGACGAACCGCCCAGACGCCAUUGACGCCGCUCUUGUGCGCCCUGGACGCCUAGAGGUUCAAGUAUACGUGCACCUCCCUGAUUUAAAGGACCGGCAGCAAAUUUUCAAGAGCGGACUAAGGUGUAUGCUCAGGGAUAUCGUGCAGCAGCAGCAAGGGCAGCAGCAGCCGCACGUGCAGCAGCAGGAACUGCUAGAGGUCGUAGAAUCAAAAAUCCAACAGUUCGACCUCCUCCGCCUCGCAGAGGAAGCGCACGGGUUUAGUGGUGCAGAUAUCGAUGCAGCCCUCAGGAGUGCAGCCGCCGCCUUGUUGGAGAACCAACGAGAAGGCUUUAUCGAGGCCUUGAAAAUCCAAGUGAAGCAGCAUUUUCAGAAACAACUUGACAGCGGCAGCAGUACUUUUGCCGCGAAGGCUGCUCUCGAAGAAGUGGAUGCCCUUUCCGCUUACGAGCUGUAUGCGUUAUGUGGGCGCUUGGGAGGGUCCCUACGAAGUGCAGCAGCAGCUGCUGCUGCUGCGGGGGGCAGUGCAGCGGCAGCCGCAGGGGCCCUGCAGCUGACACAGCAGCAGCUGCUGCACGCCAUCCGGACCACGAGGCCUUCAGUCACCCCCAAACAAGUAGCUUUCUAUGAGGCGUAUGCAGAAAGCACCGCCAGUGGGGCUGCCUCUCUAAAGUUUGGGUUGUAUCAUGUCAAAGAUCCACCCACGGUAUAUAAGUGGACUGCAAAGCAAUUCCCAACUGUCCCGCUGUUUCUGGUGGGAACAAAGACUUGUAAAUACUGCAUCGAUGGGGGCACUGGCCCCUCGGCACUCUCCCCUCUCCUUGCUACGGGCCGAAUCCUCAGUCCCGUAUGUGACCUUUCACUCUGA
Messenger RNA from Cyclospora cayetanensis, 3471 nucleotides. RefSeq names its product spermatogenesis-associated protein 5-like protein 1. Bases 1 to 3471 code for a protein of 1156 amino acids. Lineage: Eukaryota; Apicomplexa; Conoidasida; Eucoccidiorida; Eimeriidae. The transcript is spliced from 7 exons. Gene Ontology annotation, molecular function: ATP binding; ATP hydrolysis activity. The record is from RefSeq and is a predicted model, not a curated record.